AUGCCCGAACUCAAGCCCUAUAACGGAGAUUAUUAUCUCUGGCAAUAUGUGCCAUCUUUAGCUGCAUCAAUUAUCUUUCUCUGUCUUUUCACCUUUCUAACAGCAGCCCAUUGCUGGAGAAUGUGGAAAAUACGAUCCUGGUUUUGUAUUUCGUUCUGUAUCGGUGGACUACUUGAAAUUAUCGGAUAUGCAGCUCGAGCCGCAUGCUAUACCGACACCAGCAAUCUUAUUUCCUACUGCAUUCAGAAUGUUUUCAUCCUGCUCGGGCCACUAUUUUUCGCUGCUUCGGUUUACAUGGCCCUUGGUCGGAUCGUUCGAGGCAUUCGUGCCGAAAAAUACUCGCCUAUCCGACUGCGAUGGCUCACGCGGACUUUCGUCUCUAGCGAUGUGAUUUCGUUCUUAGUGCAAGGCACUGGCGCUGGCAUGAUGUCAACUGGAGGAAAUUUCGCUGGAGUCGCCAAAGCAAUUGUGAUCACCGGUCUGGUCAUCCAGGUUAUCAUGUUUGGCUUCUUUUUCGUCACCUUGAGGAUCUGUGACCAAAGAAUCAAGGACAAUGUUCCAACGGCGAUCAGCAUUAGGAAAACGCAUCUGCUCCCACUCUACAUAAUCUGUGCGUUGAUCAUGGUUCGUUCAAUCUUCCGAGUGAUUGAAUAUGCCAUGGGCCAAACGGGAUACCUCUUGAGUCACGAAUGGUCUAUGUAUAUUUUUGACUCCGUGUUGAUGUUUUGCGUGAUGGCUGUCUGGAUUGUCCGUCAUCCAGGGUGUUUGCAGAGUGAUGCGCAAGAUGAGAAUCUUGACUUCGAAGAUGCGUAA
This is a messenger RNA of Penicillium oxalicum, 813 nucleotides long. RefSeq names its product RTA1 domain-containing protein. The record is from RefSeq and is a predicted model, not a curated record. Lineage: Eukaryota; Fungi; Ascomycota; Eurotiomycetes; Eurotiales; Aspergillaceae. Bases 1 to 813 code for a protein of 270 amino acids. The transcript is spliced from 2 exons. Gene Ontology annotation, cellular component: membrane.